AUGAGGAUACCUAUGAAGCGAGGCUCGCAAUAUUUGACGCAAAUAUUUAAGCCACAGUAUAAAUUAUUUUCUGCUAUCAAUCAUCAAAAAUGUUGGAAAUGUGGCAUUUUGAAUGGCCAAAAUUCAUUUUUUUGCGCAUCCUGUGGAGUACUACGUAAUAUUUUUGAGAAUGAAAAUUACUUCAAAAUGUUGAAUUUAGACAAGGAUUUUAAAAUAGAUUCUGCAAAAUUAACUCAAAACUACCGUCAAAUACAAACACUAAUCCAUCCGGAUAAAUUCAGCCAAAAAUCUGAAGAGGAAAAAGUAUUGGCGUUGGAAUGGAGCUCUCUGAUCAAUAAAGCCUACACGACACUCUCCAAAUCAAUAGAUCGGGGAAAAUAUUUACUAGAGCUGAAUGGAAUUACUAUUUCAGAAGAUAAUUCUUCCAUUGAUCAAGAUUUCCUCUUCGAAAUGAUGGAUUUCAAUGAAUCAGUGGAAGAUUCUAAAACUGCGAAUGAAUUACAAAAAUUGGCCUCCAGCGUUUCAGCAAAUAUUGCGGACUUAAAUAUCAAACUGGAGCAGUCAUUUGCUGAUUAUGACAUGGAGAGUGCUAAAGAAACAAUCAUACGUUUGAAAUAUUUAGUGAAUAUCGAGUGUACCAUAAAAGAAAAACUUUUGCAACUACAACUUAAAACAUAA
This is a messenger RNA of Anopheles nili, 678 nucleotides long. RefSeq names its product iron-sulfur cluster co-chaperone protein HscB (gene Hsc20). The transcript has 2 exons. Lineage: Eukaryota; Metazoa; Arthropoda; Insecta; Diptera; Culicidae. Bases 1 to 678 code for a protein of 225 amino acids. Gene Ontology annotation, biological process: protein complex oligomerization; [2Fe-2S] cluster assembly. Gene Ontology annotation, cellular component: mitochondrion. Gene Ontology annotation, molecular function: protein-folding chaperone binding; ATPase activator activity. The record is from RefSeq and is a predicted model, not a curated record.